CCCACCCCACCUCUCCCCACCCAGAUGUCCACAUGGCCCUGUGUUGGCAGGAGGUGGACUUCAUGUUCCUGUGCAGACGGCCAUUGCUGGAGCGACAGACCACCUACACGGAGUGUUGCUGCCAGUACGGAGAGGCCUGGGGCAUAGAGUGUGCCCUCUGCCCCCUGCGGGAUACAGAUGAACACGCCGCCCUGUGCUACAUGAGAGGGGAUGUGGAAGACGACGACCUCUACCCCUACCCCCUGGGCUAUGAACCUUACGGAGCCGCGCCGCGGCCCGAGUUAUCCCCGGACCCCCGGGACUACGGAGGCUUCGGGCCGGUGGAGCCGCCGCCGUUCCUGGUCGCCGAGCCGCGGAGGAGCCGCAGUGACCACGGCUCGUCCCGGCCACGGCCCUGGUCCCCGCCCGCCGGCCCCAGCUCACGGACUGUCCGCUACAGCCUGGCCGGGCAGCGGCUCCCGGAGACCCGGCUCCAGCCCCGGAGAAGCAGCGGGCGGCACGACCGCCGGUCGCGGUUCCCCAGUGUGCGGGCGGACGAGUGCGGGGUCCUGAGCGGCUGCGAGAACGGCCGCUGUAUUCGCAUCCCCGCCGGCUUCACCUGUGACUGUGACCCCGGCUACACACUGCACAUCGCCAGGAUGACCUGUGUCGACAUAGAUGAGUGUGAUGAAGCAGAGGACGGCAGCAUGCGGUGCAUCAACGGCAGGUGUGUGAACACUGGCGGUUCGUAUCGAUGCACCUGCCCACAGGGCUAUGUCUUGUCACAGCCAGCCCACCACUGCACACCUGCCCAGAGCAGAGUCACAGCAGCGGGCCUGUGAACCCAGAGAUCCAGCUGCAAUCAGCUCCGUGUUUCACAGACGGGGCGCAUUGUCGAACGAUCAGGACCAGAGGUAUUUAUUUCAUGCUAUUUAAUUGAUGUUGGAGAGAGAUAGGAGGGAGCCCAGCCUAUAACAUGAAAGCACUCCAGCCUUUCACUAGGAUUGGCCAGAUCUUCAGUUCUGCAGAUCGAGGUUCACCGCUUGUAUUCAAAGGCCCAGGAUUAUUAAUCGUAUCUGGGUCUGCAGAUUGUAAACUGAAGAUCCUCCCCGCAGACCUGUGUGUAGGAAGGAACUGCAGAUGCUGGUUUACACUGAAGAUAGACACUAAGUGCCGGAGUAACUCAGCGGGACAGGCAGCAUCUCUGGAGAGAAGGAAUGGG
Messenger RNA from Amblyraja radiata (thorny skate), 1201 nucleotides. Its product is annotated as latent-transforming growth factor beta-binding protein 4-like. Lineage: Eukaryota; Metazoa; Chordata; Chondrichthyes; Rajiformes; Rajidae. The record is from RefSeq and is a predicted model, not a curated record. The transcript has 4 exons. Gene Ontology annotation, molecular function: calcium ion binding. Bases 33 to 821 code for a protein of 262 amino acids.